This is a messenger RNA of Prorocentrum cordatum, 303 nucleotides long. NCBI's taxonomy places the organism in Eukaryota, Dinophyceae, Prorocentrales, Prorocentraceae. The record is from the annotation of a GenBank genome assembly.
AUGUCCCUCUACAUGGUCACGUCGAUCGGCUUGACGGGGGACAACCUGGCGCUCCUGUCAGCAGUGGCCAGCCUCGUCGAUCAGUACCCGAUCCCAUUUUUCAUAGGGGCUGACUGGAACACUGAAGCGCAUGAGUUGCAGGACGGCGAUUGGUGCGAAGAGGUGGACGCCAUCAUCGUGAAUGCUGGCAUGCCGACUUGCGAUGAUCACGAGUUCGACUACUUCGUGAUGUCGCGCUCGCUCGCGCACUUCGUGCAGACACCUCUCGCCUACGCUGGAACUCCUGCUGGCACACAUGACCAG